UGAAGUCGGCCCGCUCCUCAAUUUGGCCCAUGGAUCGAAGCGGGUCGAUCCUAAAAGGAAAAGGGUCAAAAGGAUCACGAACCUAUCGAUCCGUGGUACCCCGUGCCCCUAGGGUCGGACCUCCUCGGCCGCGGCGCUAUCACCGCGCAGCGGCGGCGGCGGAGCCGGUGAGGAGGGCCUUGGUGGCGCAGAUGGAGGUGAGGUUGUUGCCGGAGCCGGCGGCGGUCGGGGAGGAGUCGGCGGAGCUCCCGCUGGUGGCGCAGGUGGAGCAGCGAAGGAGGUCGACCUCGAAAGGGGUGGUCCUGCCUUCAUCCCAUUCACCCCCAAAUACCUCACUUCGCCACCACGAUGAGCACCAUCGAGGCCCGGAUCACACCCCUCUCCCUCCUUAUGCUGAUCUUUGCGAAAUCCCUACUCUUGCGACCGAAUAUCGUGUGGUCGACAGAAGCCCAACUGGCACAAGCACUAAUGAUGGUUUCGAUGAACAUAUUGACAUGUGUGAUGUUGAGGCUGACAAUAGCCAUGGCCAGUCUGAGGGGAUCAAUCCAUCAAUCCAAGCAGCAAUUGAUAGGGCAACCAAAAAUUUCAGAUCUGCUUGCUGGAAAGAAUUUGAACCAAUAAUUGAAGAUGGGGUGGUUGUGCAAGGCAGGUGCAAACAUUGUGAUACUCUGAUGGCUGCCAAACGUGGUGCAGGCACAAGUUCUCUUCUAACCCACUUGAGAAGAUGUAAGAAACGGAGCAGGGCUCUCAGAAUAGUGCAGGACUUGAGUUCUACAUUGAGGUCUCCUUGUGGCACUAGUUUGAAGGAUUGGAGCUAUGACCCAGAUGUAUCACGGAGUUUGCUUAUGCGGAUGAUAUCAUUACAUGAGAUUCCCUUCCUCUUUACAGAAUAUGAUGGAUUUAGAAGCUUUGUGGCAAGUCUCAACCCAUUGUUCAAAGUGCCAUGCAGAACUACAGUUAGGAAUGGUUGCAUUAAAGCCUUUCAUGAGAAGAAGGUUGCACUCAAAGAAACAUUGAAGAAUGCAAGAUGUAGGUCCUCGUUGACUACGGAUAUGUGGACAAGCAACCAAACACUUGGGUACAUUGUUGUAACUUGUCACUUCAUUGAUAUGGACUGGAGGUUGCAAAAAAGGAUAAUCAAGUUUAUCGAUGUGAAAACACCCCACACUGGAAAUGAGCUUUUGAACAAUAUUCAAAACUGCAUUCAAGAUUGGUCAAUAGAAGAUAAAUUAUUUGCAAUAACACUUGACAAUGCUGCAGCAAAUGGUACAAUGAUGGACUUGUUGAAGCAUAAUCUGGUGGACAAGAAAUUGAUACCAGCAGAAGGGAAGUUGCUUCACCACCGGUGUGUGGGGCAUGUCAUCAAUCUCAUUGUCAAGGAUGGGCUCAAAGUUGUGGAAUCUGUUGUUGAAAACAUUCGUGAAAGUGUAAAGUAUAUUCGUUCUUCACAAUCACGUAAACAAAUGUUCAAGGAAAUAAUUGCAGCAGAAGGGAUUACAUGCAAGAAGAAGCCUGGUCUUGACAUUACCACAAGAUGGAACUCAACGCUGUUGAUGCUGAAAACAGCUCUGAAGUACAAAGUUGCUUUUGAGAAGUUAAAAAGUGAGGAUCAAAAGUACACAUAUGCUCCAUCUGAAGAGGAAUGGGAGAAGGCUGAGGUUCUCUGUAGGCUGCUGAAGGUCUUUAAGGAUGCAACAGAUGUCAUAUCUGGUACCAAAUAUCCCACCUCCAAUCUCUAUUUCCAUCUGAUGUGGAAGAUCAAGUUAGCUUUGCAACAAGAGUACUCAGGUAAAAUUGCUGAAAUUGUCACAGUGUUAGAAGCAAUGAGGUCAAAAUUCAACAAAUACUGGAAUAAGUCAUAUAUAGUGCUCUGUGUACCUGUUGUGUUUGAUCCUAGGUUUAAGCUAAAAUUCAUUGACUUCCUUUUCAAGGAAUCAUUUCCAAAGAAAGCCAAGCAAAGAUUUGAAAGGGUUGAGAGUCUAGUCCGUCAGUUGUUUCAAUCAUAUUCUUCUCAAGGAAAGGAGUCCAAUGCAACUGAACAAGGUGCUGCGCAAAGUGUUGAGCAGGCAGUGCCUUCCAUGAAGAAUGAUCCAUGGGCUGUUUGGGAUCGACAGCUUAGUAGUGAUCUUCAAUCCCAGAUGACCACGGAGCUUGAUAGGUAUUUGGAGGAGAACCCAAUACCACGUUCUCAAGAAUUUGACAUUUUAAAGUGGUGGAUGGGUAAUGCAACCAAAUAUCUAAUUCUAGCCUGCAUAGCAAGGGAUCUGCUAGCCAUCCCAGCUUCUUCUGUAGCUGCGGAAUCUGCUUUUAGCACUAGUGAACGAAUAAUCAGUGACUUCCGUAGCAGCUUGACGCCUGAGGCUGUUGAAGCACUGAUUUGCACCCAGGACUGGUACCGGGCAGAAGGUAAAUCAACAGAGUUUUCUAUGGCGUCCAUCAAUGACUUCAUAAUGGGCGAGAUGGUAACUGAACUGCAAUAAGCUGACCUUCCUAGUCUUUCAUGAUAUAAGUCUUUGAUGGAGCUCUUGUUACUGUGAAAGGUCCUCAUCAUUAUUGACUGCCUUCUCUGAGGAUUGCGCUCUGAAACUUCCGAAACCCUGUUAUUUGUGGCUUUAAAUUAUUAUACUUUUUAGUUGUGAAGUACAAGUUUUCCUUCUUAGGUCAGACUUAUAGUUCAAUUGUAGCGAGCUGUAUGAAAUGUUGAAUCUGUCCAUCCAUGCCGAUCAUUUGACACUGCAGCGCAUGAAUGAAAUUGGAGAUAACUUGCUGAUGUCUGUUU
Panicum virgatum (switchgrass) is the source of this 2779-nucleotide messenger RNA. Its product is annotated as zinc finger BED domain-containing protein RICESLEEPER 2-like. Lineage: Eukaryota; Viridiplantae; Streptophyta; Magnoliopsida; Poales; Poaceae. The transcript has 4 exons. The record is from RefSeq and is a predicted model, not a curated record. The coding region runs from base 30 to 2480 and encodes 816 amino acids. Gene Ontology annotation, molecular function: DNA binding; protein dimerization activity.